This is a messenger RNA of Coregonus clupeaformis (lake whitefish), 2585 nucleotides long. Its product is annotated as BTB/POZ domain-containing protein KCTD12-like. The record is from RefSeq and is a predicted model, not a curated record. The transcript has 2 exons. Gene Ontology annotation, biological process: protein homooligomerization; regulation of G protein-coupled receptor signaling pathway. Lineage: Eukaryota; Metazoa; Chordata; Actinopteri; Salmoniformes; Salmonidae. Gene Ontology annotation, molecular function: protein binding. The coding region runs from base 997 to 2352 and encodes 451 amino acids.
GUAGGUGGGGUUUAACGGGGCUGAUUAUUUACGGUACCAUUUGCAGCAGCAGAGCUCUCCGGGAUGGCAUAAGAGAGUGGCUAUUACUACGAGAGGAGAAAACCUACCGACCGAACGAAAGACAGACAGCCUCGUGGAAUCGUCCCCUCGGAGAUGGCAAGACUAGAGGUGUUAUUGUUCACGGCUCUAGCUCGCAUUUCGUCUGGGAAAUCUGCUUCCUUUAUUGGCUAUUCCUGAUCCGCACACCAACCGACACCUCCAACGAUGGAUUGUACUGAAGUUCCACCUUGUGUGUUUUUGCGUCAAGACAAUCGAGCGAAAUAAGAGGAAACAAUCACGGACGGCUGUGGGCUAUUAUCCAUUCCGGACUGUUCACCAUCUAUAGAGCGUCCAUUCCGGACUGUUCACCAUCUAUAGAGCGGGUCGUUGAGAAAUGCAUGAGUGUACGGAUUUUUACCCGAGAUAGAUUUUGGUUGGCUAUUUUGUUUCAAUCCUCGGCUGCAAUAUUCAGGCUAUUACAUCGGUUUACGCGUAAAGGACAUGGACACAAUGUUUAUUAUCCACUGGCUGCGCAAGUUAUGUGCUAUGUUUUAACUACCAGAAACUAUACCUGUAGUUAGAAUAGAUGUCUUCGUAUUCUCUAUUUUCCUAUUAACGGCCUGGGAUGAUAUAACUGCAGUUUAGAGGAUUGCUUUGCGCCGUUAGGAAUAGUGCGCUGCUGUGGUUAAGCCCCUUUUAACAUAUACUGGCCUGUCGGGAUAGACGCUACGCUAAUCACCUAUAGGGUUUCAGAAAUACCCUUUUGUUAACCUCAAUUUUUUUUUCUUUUUCUCAAAUGUCAUUCAAAUGAACGCAAGUAACCUAUUCUGAGCUGCUGUGUACAGUUGUAGGCUAUAACUUGGAAACAACUCUCCCCACCUCACUAGCAAGGUGACAGUAGGAGUAGGGUUGCAGUGUGAGUUCUCUGUGUGACAGAACAACAGAAGGACAACAGCCAUGGCUCUGCCAGAUAACACCCCCAGCAUUCCUGUAGGGGAGGAAGUCAUCUUCCCUGAGAUAGUAGAGCUGAACGUGGGUGGCCAGGUGUACAUCACCCGCUACUCAACACUCAUCAGCGUACCAGACUCACUCCUGUGGGAGAUGUUUAGCAGGAAAUCCACCAAAGGGCUGGCGAGGGACACCAAGGGCCGUUUCUUCGUGGACCGUGAUGGUUUCCUGUUCAGGUAUAUUCUGGACUACAUGAGAGACCAGCAGCUGGUGCUCCCAGACCACUUCCCAGAGCGGGGUCGCCUGCAGCGGGAGGCUGAGUUCUUCAACCUCCCUGAGCUCGUAAAGAUUCUGACACCCAAACUCAGCAAGCAGAACUCGCUGGGCGACGAGGGGUGUCAGAGCGACCCGGAGGACUCCUCGCCGGGCAUCGACACCGGGCGCAACCUGGCCUCGCUGGGCACUGCCGCCUGUGCCAGUCUGGUCCCCAGCGGAGAGAGUAAACGCUCGGGAUUCAUCACCAUCGGUUAUCGCGGCUCCUAUACGUUGGGGCGCGACAGCCAGACCGACGCCAAGUUCAGACGUGUUGCUCGCAUUAUGGUCUGUGGCAAGACGUCGCUGGCUAAAGAGGUGUUUGGGGAGACGCUGAACGAGAGCCGGGACCCGGACCGACCCCCGGAGCGCUACACAUCACGCUACUACCUCAAGUUCACCUUCCUGGAGCAGGCCUUUGACAAGCUGGCGGACGCCGGGUUUCACAUGGUGGCCUGUAACUCCACGGGGACCUGCGCCUUCGCUCACGAGCAGACGGACGACAAGAUCUGGACCAGCUACACUGAAUACGUGUUCUACCGUGGGCGAUCAACCUUCCCCAAACCUGUGCCCUCCGACCUCCCAGACACCAGUCGCCAUGCCGACCAGCCCGUCGACGACCCCUGCCCCACCAGCACUGCCGUCAGCCAACCAGAAACAAACACCACUCUGGACCUGCGAAACAGCCUGCCCCUCGACCCUCCUCCUCCUGCUAAUCCCCCACCCCCCCCUCCUCCAGCUCCAGCUCCAGCCUCAGUCCCAGCCCCGGUCAGCCCCGACCUCCCUCCCCCUUCUCCCCCCUCUCUGCCCCUGCCUGACAUGAGCCCCCAGCGGCCCACCACCCUCGCCCUGAAGACCCUGCCGCGCCCCAUCACCGUCAAGGAGAAUGGGGGACCCCCACCAGGCGUCAAUGAGGAAGAGGAGGAGAGGAAGGUGAUGGAGGAAGAUCUAAAAAAGUGUAUUGAGGAUUUUAGGAAGAUUAAAGUUCCUAAAGUCUUCCCUGACAAGAAGAGGCACUGGCAGAGCGACCUACUGAAGAAAUACAAUGCCUAGGGGCAAUGACGUUACCAUGGCUACCUAAAAGACCCAACACAAUAAGAUAGUGUUACUGUGAAUAUCGGAUUACAGUAAUAAGCAGUGUAUAUUAAUGCUUGGCUUGAAUAGGACUUGCAUUAGAUUGGCAUUGGACUUGAGAAAUCAGGCAUGCAUGAAACUGUACUAGACUACAUUAAUUACAGUGGUUUUGUUAUCACAUAAAGGCUAUUAUCACAUAAUGCUUUCUGGUU